Molecule: messenger RNA, 672 nt
Organism: Melospiza georgiana
Lineage: Eukaryota; Metazoa; Chordata; Aves; Passeriformes; Passerellidae
Gene: TK1
Product: thymidine kinase 1
Exons: 7
Coding region: 1-672 (223 amino acids)
Biological process (GO): thymidine metabolic process
Molecular function (GO): ATP binding; thymidine kinase activity
Source: RefSeq, a predicted model, not a curated record
AUGAACUGCCUGACGGUGCCCGGUGUCCACCCCGGCUCCCCCAGCCGGCCCCGCGGGCAGAUUCAGGUGAUCUUCGGGCCCAUGUUCUCCGGGAAAAGCACGGAGCUCAUGCGGCGAGUGCGGCGCUUCCAGCUCGCCCAGUACCGGUGCCUGCUGGUGAAGUACGCCAAGGACACGCGCUACAGCUCCUCCGGGGUCUGCACACACGACAGGAGCACCAUGGAGGCCCUGCCCGCCGGGCUCCUCCACGACGUGUACCAGGAGGCGCUGGGGGCCGCCGUCAUCGGCAUCGAUGAGGGCCAGUUCUUCCCAGACAUUGUGGAGUUCUGUGAGAAAAUGGCCAACACUGGGAAAACCGUCAUUGUUGCUGCUCUGGAUGGCACCUUCCAGAGGAAGGCCUUUGGGAGCAUCCUGAACCUGGUGCCGCUGGCGGAGAGCGUGGUGAAGCUGAACGCUGUGUGCAUGGAGUGCUUCCGAGAGGCCUCCUACACCAAGAGGCUGGGAGCAGAGCGGGAGGUGGAAGUGAUCGGAGGAGCUGACAAGUACCACUCGGUGUGCCGAGCCUGCUACUUCCGCGCGCGGCCCCAGCAGCCCGGGCCAGACAACAAGGAGAACGUGCCCCUGGGCCUGAGGCAGCUGGAGACAGCUGCCCCUCGCAAGAUCUUCACUUGA